Molecule: messenger RNA, 4069 nt
Organism: Tigriopus californicus
Lineage: Eukaryota; Metazoa; Arthropoda; Copepoda; Harpacticoida; Harpacticidae
Product: serine protease svh-1-like
Exons: 10
Coding region: 392-3859 (1155 amino acids)
Biological process (GO): proteolysis
Cellular component (GO): membrane
Molecular function (GO): protein binding; serine-type endopeptidase activity
Source: RefSeq, a predicted model, not a curated record
CACGCCCAUGACAAUCUAGCAAUUCCGCUCCGCUGGUCUCGCCUUGAGUUUCCACCUACUUCAUACAGACAGCUACAGACGAACGAGUGCGUGGAGUUUUCACAGGUAUUGAAGGCAUCAAGGAGUGCGAUACCUUCUUUCCCCUCGGUUUUCUGGAUGCAUCAUUCUGUUAUGGAUUGUCGGGCCACAUAGAGAUAAAGAGAGUUAGUGGACUUGUGGCACCGAUUGUGAUAUUCAGCCCGGGGAGUUCCUUGCACAUUCAUUUACAUACAUACUAUACUUGGAAGUGGUUGGGGCCCUAUUCCAUUGUUCGACCUAAAACUCGUUUCUUACCUCUUAACUGCGUGAGACGUUACGAUCGCAUCUUCUAGCAACUACCUAGUGGUCAAAAAUGUUGUGCGGAGUUCGCUCUGCCGUGAUUUUUGCGGCCAUUUACAUUUCCACCCAUUGUGUUCAAAGUGAACGGACCUUUAGUUUUCCUGACGAGCCCGAAAAUCCUCCCAAUGCUGCCAGAUUCAAUCAAGGAAUCUCUCAACUUGUCCAACAAAGCCCAGACGCCAACGUUAAUGUCCAUAGCGGUCAAAUAUUGAGGCUUCGUGGAGGCCGUGGUCCAAGCUUGGGUUUCGUGGAGCUAUUUAUUAACGAGAAUUGGCAUCUGCUUUGCGAUGGAACCAAAUCAUUUGACGACCAAGAGGCCACAGUGGCUUGCCGUCAAUUGGGGUUCCUUCAAGGAGCCAUACAUUACGACCAUGGGAACAGUACGGUCGGGGAUCUCCAAUCCCUGUUUGCCGCCAACAAGAUCCUCAAUUCUGAGGUGUACUGCAAGGGCGAAGAGACCGACCUUACCUCGUGCUCCUGGCAACCGAGCCAAGCACAAUGUGAUCCGGAACUCUUCGCAGUUAGUCUUGUUUGCACCAAACCUUCAUACGCUCUCUGUCCAGGACAAGAUGAACCAUUCCAGGAUAGUUGUUACACUAUCUACAACGAACCCAAACAAGAUUUUGCUCAAGCUCAAGAGACUUGUCAACAGAACGGUGGCUAUCUACUUCAGAUCGAUUCUCAAGAAGAAAACGACUUUCUGUACGAAUGGCUGAGGUCCAAAAACGUCGAACUGGCUGAAUUUUGGACUGGAGGAAUGAUCAACUCAGUGGCCAACAGAAACUUCUAUACGUGGUUCCACACACAGAGCCCUAUUAUGUUCCAAAACUUCAUCGUACAUCCUAAUAGCGUCUCUGAUAUACGACAAGAAUCUCGUGGAAUUGCUGUGAGGAAGGAUCAGCAAUAUAUGUUCUGGUUUGCAACCAAUUUCGCCAAUAGCAUGUCCUUCAUCUGUGAGGCUCCUCAAUUGGAAGUAGGCUGCAUCAACGAAUAUGGAGCCAACUACAAUGGAACUGCCAAUAGGGGAGAGAGUGGACGGAGCUGCCUUCCUUGGAACACACCAAAUUUGCAGACAAUCUUCGAAGGACAAGACGAGUGGACGCACAACUUCUGCCGAAAUCCAGAUGGUCUGGAGGAGGCACCCAUUUGCUUCAUAAAUGAGGAGGAAUAUGACUACUGUGAGAUCCCCAAAUGCGAUGAGGUCAAUCGACGAGACACACGUCUCCCUGUAGAAUGCCCUCCGAAUGGAUACUCUAAUAUUGCAAGAGGUGUGACACCUUCUGAUAUUGCAGGAUCCCAGCAAAGACGACGGGGUCGAGUUCCAAGUGGAAAUCUGGACGAGGAGUUUCAUCAAUGUGGAAGCAAGGAACAAUUCCUUUGCCAACCUGGAGAAUGCAUCUUCAAUGCAUUUGUCUGCGAUGGUGAGGUCGAUUGUGCCGGAGGUGAAGACGAAGAGAACUGCAUGGAAUAUACGCGACUAUUCGACGUCGAGUCCGGCUUCAAGCUAACCAGUCAAGAGGAAGUGUUUCAAAAUGCCACCGUGGAAGAGUGUGCUAAAAUUUGCAUGAAAUCCAAGCACUGCACGUGCACUUCAUUCUCUCACAACCCGCAGAAGAACCGAUGCCUCAUUGGCAACAGGUAUUCUGGACUUUCUCCAUAUGACGCCUUGAUCGAGCGGAAAAAUUGGAAUUACUACAAAUUGAACGGGUCCUCAAACAAUGGAUGCAAUCGCGUUAAGCGUCCGGCUUUCACUCCUUUUGAAGCCAUCCGUUUGAUAUCUUCACGCGAGGCUGAUGUUGUCGAGGUGAAAACGAACGGGACUUGGGGAGGCGUUUGCGACGAUGGAUUUAGUUUCAACGAGGCUCAUGUUGUUUGCCGACAACUUGGAUACGAAUUGGGAGCUGAACAGGUUAUCAAUGGACAAGGUGCGGAUAGGGACUUGCUGCACCUUUUCGACUUGACUUGCAAUGGCGAUGAGAAGCAUAUUACUGAAUGCCAGUUCAAGGACGAUACAUCGUAUCGGAACACUUGCAUGGGAAACGAGAAAGCCGGAGUUAGGUGCCGUAAAACAUCAAAAACUUGCGAGGAACAUGAAUGGCAUUGCCAAGACAAAGAGUGUAUCCAUGUGAAUAACUUGUGCGAUGGAAUCCCAAACUGCAAAGAUGGCAGUGAUGAAGACUCGGAGAUGUGCUCAAUUCCUCUACAAGUCAGGUUGGCUGAUGGUGAAUCAGACAAUUCAGGAAGAGUGGAGGUGCGACACAAGGGGAUUUGGGGAACUGUCUGCGAUGACCAUUUUGGUCAAAAGGAAGCACAAGUUGUUUGUCGGAUGCUGGGAUUUGGUUCAGCUCUUGGGCAGGUUUACAACGGCACCACUUAUCUUGGGGCCGAUCAGGGUCCAGUGUGGAUUCGCCUAACUCAGGAUGACGUGUGUGAUGGGACCGAAGUCAGUUUGGAGCAAUGUAAAUCUCGUGAUCUAUGGGUUCAUGAUCAUUAUUGCAAUCAUGCAGAAGAUAUUGGCAUAACCUGUCUGGAUGUUGAGACUCGAGCCCUGGAAAAUCCUUCGAGCAUUUCUCAACCCGAUGAUCGGCCCCAACAACUGUCGUUGAGGAGUGUGGGUGUACAAGAAGAACCUCAAUGCGGACAGGUUCAAGUCAAUCUUCGAGAUAGCGAGAGUGAAGCUGAACCUCGAGUCGCGGGAGGUCGCCGUUCUGAGCCUGGAGCUCACCCAUGGCAAUCCAGUAUUCGGGUGAGAGGGAAAGAUCGAACCUACCAUUGGUGUGGAGCAGUGAUUAUUUCUCGAUUUCACGUCCUCACUGCCGCCCAUUGUCUGCGGGAGUUUCCAAAGUCUUCCUACCUUGUCAGGACCGGAGACUAUGCCAUCAAUGUUAUUGACACCAAUGAGGCAGAGUACUUGAUCGAUCGGAUUGAUAUUCAUGAGAACUAUAACAUUGGACCCUAUUUGAACAACGAUUUGGCCGUGAUCACGAUUAAAUCAAACAGCCCCAACAUAUCGGGUAUCGAAUUCAACACUCACGUCGCGCCAAUUUGCCUUCCUCCGGACACAUACAUCUACGCAGCAAGCCUUAACGUAACCAUCAGCGGAUGGGGCAAAAUCGGCUUCGAUGGGAUUGAAGGCUCACCGCAACCAAGAACCAAGCUUGGUGGAGUAGUCCACCUACAAGAAGCGGGUGUCCCCAUACUCACACGGGCAGAGUGCUCAGCCGAGAACGUCUACGGGUCCACGGGUCGUCUGAGUUCUGGCAUGUUUUGUGCCGGCCAUCUUGAUGGCAAUGGUCCGGAUGCCUGCCAAGGAGAUUCGGGAGGGCCAGCUGUUGUGAACAUGAAUGGCGCCAAAACCCUUGUUGGUAUUACUAGCUGGGGUUAUGGAUGCGGCCGUGAAAACAAACCCGGUGUAUACACGAAAAUAUCUCAUUAUGUGGAUUGGAUUCGCAGCAAAACCCGCACUUACCCGUCCAAAUGAAAACAAGAGCACAAAACGCGCUCAUACCCAGUGUCAAUAAUGCAACCGUCGAUUCUCAGCCGUGUUUAAAAUAUGUUUUGUUUGUAUGUAUGCUUGUGUGCAAAAGGAAACUAAUACCUAACUAACCAGACAACAUCCCCUGUUCAGUAUUCAACAUUCCACGAUUCUUGUAACAAACUAACUAUCAAAUAAAUUCCCACCCAACACCAA